AUGUGUAGUCUCCUAGAGAAGGAGAUAAAAUUCGUAUUCGAUGAGCAAUGCAUUCAAGCUUUUGAAGCUUUGAAGAAGAAGUUGAUAGAAGCUCCAAUCCCGACUUCCCCAAAUUGGGAGCUUCCUUUUGAGUUGAUGUGUGACGCAAGUGAUGUGGCUGUAGGAGCAGUGUUAGGGAAAAGGAAAGAGAGGGAGUUUGACAUAGAGAUCAAGGACCAAAGAGGUUAUGAAAACCACAUUGCAGAUCACCUAUCAAGAUUGGAGAGUUCGUCACAUGUGGGAGAGCAAGGUCAGAUUCGGGAACAUUUUUUUGAUGAAAAACUAUUGGCGCUAGAGGAGACACAACUACCAUGGUAUGCAAAUAUUGUUAAUUAUUUGGUGAUUGGAUUGUUCCCACUGGGUGCAACCACACAUCAAAAGAAGAGGUUGAUUCAUGAUGCUCGAUUCUACAUAUGGAAUGAGCCUUAUCUCUUCAAGCAAGGGCCAGAACAAAGGAUGAGGAGGUGUGUCCUUGAGUCUGAGAUGAGACAAGUGAUGGAUAGUUUCCACUCGUCUACAUAUGAGGGUCAUCAUGGAGGGAUCAACUUCAUGGGACCAUUCCCUACAUCAAAUGGAAAUCAAUAUAUACUUGUGGUUGUGGACUAUGUGUCCAAGUGGGUUGAGGCAGCAAUUUUGCCUACUAAUGAUGCGAAAGUGGUGCUGAAGUUUCUGAAGAAGCAUAUCUUUACACGAUUUGGAACUCCAAGAGAAAUAAUCAGUGAUGGAGGGACACACUUCAUAAAUCAAUUGGUGAAGAAUGUCUUAGCUAAAUAUGGAGUCAGGCAGAAGGUAGCAAUAUCGUAUCACCCUCAAAAUAGUGGCCAGGUAGAACUAUCAAACCGGGAGGUGAAGUAG
Molecule: messenger RNA, 894 nt
Organism: Solanum tuberosum (potato)
Lineage: Eukaryota; Viridiplantae; Streptophyta; Magnoliopsida; Solanales; Solanaceae
Exons: 3
Coding region: 1-894 (297 amino acids)
Biological process (GO): DNA integration
Molecular function (GO): nucleic acid binding
Source: RefSeq, a predicted model, not a curated record